GCAGCUAACUCGGUGUUUGGGGGGAAAAUAAAUAAACCUGGGGGGACUGGAGUGGGGGAGAGAGGGCAUCGUGCGAACAGUAGAGUCCGGGGAGCCGGGCCUGCGAUUAAAGAGGCCGCUCAGGCGGCGCUGGCCCCGGGGAUCGCAGCGGCAGGAUGCCCGGCUUCACCUGCUGCGUGCCCGGCUGCUACAACAACUCGCACCGGGACCGGGAGCUCCGCUUCUACACUUUCCCCAAGGAUGAGGAGCAGCGCCGGCUCUGGCUCCAGAACAUCUCCCGCACCGGAGUAACGGGCUGCUUCAGCACCUUCUACCCCACCACCGGACACCGGGUGUGCAGCGCCCACUUCCCCGGCGGCAGGAAGACCUACUCAGUCAAGGUCCCUACCAUCUUCCCGCUCCGAGGGGUCAACGAGAGGAAGAUCAGGCGCUCCCGCAAGAAGCUGCCGGCCGCCAGCGCCGCCGGACAAGAGGACGUCAAGCCCAUCGACCUGUCCGGACCCUACUUCUUCUCGUCCUCGUCCUCCUCAUCGUCGCCCUCCCUCCCGGCCGCCGCCACCGCCGCCGCCGCCGUCCCUCGCCCCGAGGCUCCCGAGUGCCUGGAUCACUCCUACUCGCUCUCCUCCACCACCACCUCCGAGGAGCUGCUCAGGAAACUCAACGAGCAGAAGGACAUUAUCGCCCUGAUGGAGGUGAAGAUCAAGGAGAUGAAAGGCACCAUCCGGCAACUGAAGGUCAGCGAGGCCAUCCUGCGGGAGGAGUUGAGGAACAAGGAGAAAUUACUGUCCAUGUCUGUCAUCAGGAAGAAACAUGGAAUGUGAUGCCUAUUUUAUAAAUAUACUGUAUUAUAUAUAUAUAUAUUACACGAACACUUCGCAGCUACUGGACCCGCGGAAAGAGAGAAUUUAACAAAAACAGAAAGACAAAUACGACGAUCAUGUGCCGGUGUGGCACGGGAUGUUAGGACUUUUCGUGUGAUAUUUCAGAUGUGAUAAAAUAGUGUGACACCACUUGCUUCAUUUUUCUGUGUGCGCGCACAUCCCAGAUGACAUGCAUCCCUCGUUACCGGUUGUUUCACGCGACAGGUCAGAUUUGAGGCAUAUUCUGCAUGUUGCAGUGCUGAAGUUAACUUUUAGGAAGUAGUGCAGCAACAAGGUACUGAAAAACGUUCAUUUUCCACCCGAGCAUCAGUCUUAGAAACCAAGUUUAUCACGACAAUGUGACGAUCAUUUGCUAUCCAAUAUAUUCUUCUUAUGAAUCAAUGUUUAUGUUUUAUUAUAAUGAUGCUAUCAAUUUAGUAGUUCCCCAUUAUUUUGUAUAU
Hemiscyllium ocellatum (epaulette shark) is the source of this 1321-nucleotide messenger RNA. RefSeq names its product THAP domain containing 11 (gene thap11). The coding region runs from base 156 to 821 and encodes 221 amino acids. NCBI's taxonomy places the organism in Eukaryota, Metazoa, Chordata, Chondrichthyes, Orectolobiformes, Hemiscylliidae. The transcript has a single exon. Gene Ontology annotation, molecular function: RNA polymerase II cis-regulatory region sequence-specific DNA binding. The record is from RefSeq and is a predicted model, not a curated record. Gene Ontology annotation, biological process: regulation of transcription by RNA polymerase II. Gene Ontology annotation, cellular component: nucleoplasm.